Messenger RNA from Dicrocoelium dendriticum, 588 nucleotides. The record is from the annotation of a GenBank genome assembly. NCBI's taxonomy places the organism in Eukaryota, Metazoa, Platyhelminthes, Trematoda, Plagiorchiida, Dicrocoeliidae.
CGGGACGAUAGGACUUCAACAAUUUUGGCUUUUAUUACUCUUUCCAUUGUUCUGCACAGAAUGGAGGUGUGGCUGAUGGGCAGAUAGCUCGUCUGUAGUUGACGUGGGCCACUUUUAUAUCGUGGUGAAACCAACGCAUAUUUCCACACAUCUGGAACAGCCCCAGACUUCAUGGAUAACGCCUCCACGAAGCAGUUAAUUCGUCAACUCCGUCAAUCUUCCACGUUGUAUGUUGGAAAUCUAUCUUUUUACACUCGAGAGGAGCAAAUCUGGGAGUUGUUUAGCAGAGCUGGCGAAGUCAAACGUGUCAUCAUGGGCUUGCACCGAUUUUCCAAAACCCCCUGUGGCUUUUGCUUCGUGGAAUACGUAACCCGCGAGGGUGCGGAAAUGGCCAUGCGUUACAUUAAUCGAACUCGUCUCGAUGAUCGCUUGAUACGAACGGAUUGGGAUGCAGGGUUUGAAGAGGGUCGGCAAUAUGGCCGCGGCCGUAGCGGUGGUCAGAAAACCUGUUACUUGCUUGCUUGGAUUCACCGUGCUCAGUCCUGUUUCUUCGAAGGGCGCUUGUCGGGCCACGCUACUCCGCCCUAG